This is a messenger RNA of Haplochromis burtoni (Burton's mouthbrooder), 10311 nucleotides long. RefSeq names its product apolipoprotein B-100. Lineage: Eukaryota; Metazoa; Chordata; Actinopteri; Cichliformes; Cichlidae. Gene Ontology annotation, molecular function: low-density lipoprotein particle receptor binding; cholesterol transfer activity. Gene Ontology annotation, biological process: cholesterol transport; lipoprotein transport; cholesterol homeostasis. Bases 148 to 10065 code for a protein of 3305 amino acids. The transcript is spliced from 26 exons. Gene Ontology annotation, cellular component: mature chylomicron; low-density lipoprotein particle; very-low-density lipoprotein particle. The record is from RefSeq and is a predicted model, not a curated record.
GGAACCAGGGCAACACAUUUGCAAGUCCCUGCAAUCACAUACAGUAUGUCUUGAAAGCUAUAAAAGCCAAAAGGCGAAAGCACAAGAAUUAGUCUUCAGAGAAAGAGGGGGACUCUUCUUACCUUAAGGCUUCCAGGAGCUCAACCCAUGAUGUUGGGUUACAAGCUCUGCCUUGUGCUGUUUCUGGGCACAUGCACACUAGCCCAGCAAGAUGUUGGAAGUGUUGAGGAACCAUCUCCAGCCUGCUUUUUGGCCAAAAGAUACAGGCACUUCAGAAGAUUUGUGUAUGACUACGAAGCUGAGACCUUUAACACUGUGAAUGGAGCUACAGACAAUAAAAGCGGCCCCAAAGUCUCCUGCACAGUUGAGGUUGAUGUGCCCCAGACCUGUAGCUUCAUCCUCCGCACAACAGACUGCUCUCUGAGCGAGGUUGUUGGCGUUGACGAUGAGGGGAAUCCACUGUAUCGUCCUGCUGCUGGAGCUGAGGCUUUCAAAGCUGCCAUGGAGAAAAACACUCUAAAGAUCACAGUUGAAGGACAGACAGAUGUCAGGCUGUACCCUGAGGACAAUGAGCCCGUCAACAUCCUCAACAUCAAGAGAGGAAUUGUCUCAGCUCUCAUGGUGCCUGUGAUGGAAGAGGAGAAGAACAAUGAAAUGCCCACCGUGCACGGAGUGUGCUCCACCGACUUCACCGUCAACGACAAACAGGACAUUGCUACUGAUGUGACAGUCAGCAGGGAUCUGUCCAGAUGUGACUGGUUCACUGCCCGCAGACAGGACACCAGUCCCCUGGCUCUCGUCUCUGGGAUGAAAUACGGCCUGUCCAAGCUGAUCAGGAGCACUCAGAGCUGUAACUACAGGUUUGACAACCAGAAGAAACACAUGACCAGUGGAACCUGCACAGAGAAACACAUCUUCCUGCCCUUGUCCCAUGAAAACCAAUAUGGAAUUUCUGCUAUGGUGAAGCAGACUGUGACUCUGAGAGCGACUGCCAAGAUCAAUGACAGAAUCUUUGAUCACAAUGAGGACAAUGUCAGGUACUUGCCCAUGGAUGUUGUUGACGACAAAUCCCCAGUGCAAACCAUGGAUGCUGUCGCUGCCACGAUGCAGAAGCUGAACUCUCUGUCAGAGACCAACGAGGGCGAGAAGCGCGCCGGCCUUUUCCGCCAGCUGGUGUCAGAGUUUCGUGGCCUGAAGGGGGACACCCUGAACUCGGCUAUUGUUGAGAUGACAGACAUUUCACCCUCUCUGACGUGGCAAGCUCUGGCUCAGUGUGGUACACCAGAAUGCACUAGCGCCAUGCUCAAGCUUCUCAGGACCUUUGAUGAAGAUGCUGUUGAGGUUGAUGCUGUUGUCUACGCCCUGGGGCUGCUGCCCAACCCUUCACAGCAGAUGGUGAAAGACUUGCUGGCAAUGGCUCAGUACAAGCAGAGCAAACCCAUCAUGUAUGCUUUGAGCAAUGCAGCCAGGAAACUGUAUAAAUCUGAGGGAGUCACUCCAGAGAUCACAGCUGUCUACAACUAUAUUGCUUCUCUUCUGGGUGCAGACUGCGCUGGUGACAAAGACCUGACUUUCCUGACUUUAAGGGUUGUUGGCAACAUGGGAGAUGCAAUGGAGGCCACCGAUCCUGCUAUUAAGACCACCCUGCUCAAGUGCAUGAGACAGCCCGCAACCACUUUGUCCGUGCAGCUGGCCGCCAUCCAGGCUUUCAGGCGCAUGUCUGUGACAGAUGAGAUUCGUGCCAACCUCCAGAGGGUCAGCCAGUAUCCCAAGGGCGCUGUGCAGAAACGUCUGGCAGCUUAUCUGAUACUGAUGAGAAACCCCGAGGACAGCGACAUUGAGGUGGUGAAGAAGCUGCUUAACCAAGAGCAGAACGAGCAGAUCAGGGCUUUUGUGUCCUCCCACAUCUACAACAUCAUUUCCUCAACUGAUUCAGAGACCAAAAAGCUUGGGGAGAAAAUAAUGGAUGCCCUGCAGGACACAGAAGUUUCUACACACAGCGACUACACCACAAAAUCUCGCAACUAUGAGCUGGGAAUGGCACAUGAGAGCAUGGCGGCCAAAAUUCAAGGCAAUGUCAUUUUCGAUCCCAGCAGCACGUUGCCAAGAGAAGUCUUGCUGGAAACUACCCUGAAUGCUUUUGGUUACAGCAUGGAUAUUUGGGAGGUUGGCAUGGAAGGAAAAGGCUUUGAGCCAACCAUUGAGGCUCUGUUUGGCAAGAAUGGAUUCUUCCCUGACACAGUGUCCAAGGCUCUGUACUGGGCUGAAGAACAGAUGUCACCAAAGAUCAAGGAAGUUCUGGAGAAAUGGGUUGCUCCACUGAAAAUAGAGGGGCAAAAGGCUCCUGAAAACCUUGCAACAGAAAUUGUCCGCAACCUCAACAAGCUGGUAAAAGACCUGCAGAACCGAGAGUCCCCAGAGGCCAUGGCCUACCUGAGGCUAAUGGGAGCUGAGCUUGGCUACAUCAAGACCAAUGAACUGAAGUCUAUUGCUGAAAAUGCAAUGAUGUAUGCAAACAUUUUCAUGAGGAUAGUACCUACAAAGGUCAUGUCUAACCUGAUUUCAAGCACUCGCAAUGAGAUUUUUGCCCAUUACAUCUUCAUGGACAACAAAUUCAUGAUGUCAACAGCAUCUGGCUUGCCUCUGACAUUUGCUCUGUCUGGCACCUUUGCUCCUGGUGCAAAAGGAGGUCUUCGCAUGACUCCAAACAUGGAGCUGGUGUUCAUGCCCGCAAUUGGGAUUGAGUUCAUGACUCAGAUGGGAAUCCAUGUGCCUGAAUUUGUUGUCUCUUCAGUUGAGAUGCACACCAACAUGUACCAUGAGAGCUCUUUCAAUGCCAAGAUCACCAUGGAGCAAAACCAGGUCAAACUUUCCAUCCCUGCUCCACAGGGCACCAUGAAAUUCUUAAGAAUCAGCAACAAAGUUAUGAUUGUGGGUGCUGGACACGCUACAGUGAUCCCACACAGACUAGCCGACUCCAGCUGCAGCCCUCUCUUCUCUGGAGUCAAAUACUGCACAAAAACACUUCAUGGUGACGCUCCUGGCAAGACGGCUGCUCCUUACUUCCCCCUGAACGGAGAGACUGAGUUUGCUCUGGACAUCGAGCCUACUAAAGAGGUCUCUGAGUACACAGCCAGUAUCACCUAUGGCGAAGAAAAGGACGGACGCCACAAGGUUAAUUCUGUGAAGAUGACCCUGAGAGCCGAAGGUGCUCAGCCUACUGAGGCUACAGUCACCAUGACAUACAACAGGAACAGAAAUGUCUUCAGCACUCAGAUCAACAUACCUGACUUUGAUGUUGAGGCGGGCGUCAAGCUCGGCAUGACAGAUAGCAAUGCCAGAGGCAAAUCUAUUACCCUCGAGAUCUCCAACAAGAACGUGCCUCAACUCACUCUGACUGGCCGUGCCAAGCUUCAGGCUAUGAUUGAUGGCAUGCUGCAGCUUCAGCUGUUAGUCCCCUCACUCAGGACAGAUGCCACAGUCACUGCUACCAUGAGCAAAGCCGACGGACUCACCAUGGAGAUCAGAAGUGAUGUCAAGCUCCCAGAGAUCUCCUCCAUUCAGGCAGUCACCUUCAAAUAUGGCGAAGAGCAGGCUGAGGUUCAGCUGAUGUCCAACAUGAAUGCUGAAACAAAAGUCCCAGUGCAUUACACUAAGGUCGUCCAGGCCUGGCUGAGGAAGAUUGCAGAGGAUGUUAUGGACCAGCGGGUUAUCGAGACUGAUAUGAAACUACGACACAUCCUCAACAAAGGAAUUGAGGCCAGCAAUAUCUGGAUGGACAAAGUCUCAGCUGAUUGUCCCUACAUGGCGAGACUGAGGAACAGCUUAGCUAUGAUGGAAAUGCCAUCUGUGCCUGAAAACCUGUUCAUGAACCUUGAAAGCACACUGAUAUACCAGUUCAACCAGGACCGUCUGACUAUCACCAUCCCAGUUCCUUUUGGGGGCAAAUCAUCUGAGGAGCUGAGGAUACCUCAAAUGGUCACCACUCCACACAUUUCCAUGCUGAAGUUGGGCAUAGAUUUUGCCUCACGAGGAAUCCAAAUCCCAACUUUUAACAUCCCAUCUGACUAUGAUCUCACCCUGCCUCUGAUGGGCAUGGUGGAAAUGGCUGCCAAGGUCGACACCAACUAUUAUAAGUGGGAGGCAACAGCGUCUGCUGGUAACAACACUGCAGAGUCUCCUAACUAUGUGGCCAAAUUCAACAUUGUGGCUGACAGUCCGAUCAAAUUCCUCUCAUUUUCAGCUGAGGGAGCAACCAAAAUCACUGACACAGAAGUGGAAACUAUGGAAUUCACUCUUGAUGGUUCCCUGAAACACAUGCUGAUCACCACAGGUUUUAAUGUUCAGGAAACCAUUGCAGUCACAGACAGUUUGAUGUCAACUGGCCGCUACAACGUGCAUGCUGUUGCCCCUGUGGGUCUGGACACCUCCCUGACUAUUACUACCCAGAUGACCCUUGACUCUAAAAAGUUUUUUGGAAAUGUUAACACAAAUGGAAGUGUCACUGUUGGACCCAUGACCGCUUCCACCACCUAUCUCUACACCUUCUCGGUCGACCCAGCGAAGAAAGAAGCAAUAAUGCAGAGUUCACUGAAUGUGAAGUCUGAAGACCUGAAGCUUGAAAACAAGAUGAAGGCAUCAUAUGCAGAGGAAGAGCUUCUGUUUGACUCUAACACUAAAGUGAACAGCGACCCCAUUGUGCACAACACCAAAAUUAACCUUAGGUACAAGGAUCUCAAGUUUACCAUCCAGUCCAGCUCUCAGACACAGGCUAACGAGAGGAUGCUUCGGAGCCAGAUAGAUUUUGCUGCCUCUAGAGGACAGGCCAGUCUCAGAAUAGAGAAUCUAGCUGAUGAUACAAGCAACCGUAUCUACUCACUGCUUACCGGUUCCCUUAAUCCCUCUGGCAUGGAGGUCAACACUGAGGCCUCCAUGAACAUCUUUUCAAGCAUCGCCUCUCACAAGGCCGCCUUUUCCCUGAACACCAAUGGCCUGACCACCAGCUGUACAACAACCGCCCAGCACAGUCCAUUCACAUUUGAGAAUAUUUUCCAUGGUACAGUUGACACUUCAAGUGCCACCAUGUCUCUCACAACAAAAGGAGGCAUUAAAGAAAACAAAGCAGAGCUCACCAUUAGAGGCAAGAUUGCAACCACAGAAGUCUACUUUAACAGCAACUUUGAGGCUAACCUCUUUGAUAUUAACAGCAGGAACAGAGUGAACUUCAGAGUGAAUGAAGAUGGCUUGACUCUCUCUAACAACAUGGUUGGAUCUUUCAAGGAGAUGAAGACUGAAAACACAAAUGCACUGUCUCUUACACUGAGAUCUUUUACCCUGCAGUCCAAGACUGACAACUUGCUUGACAGCAGCAACUCUUACAAGCAUGACAUCACAGUCAACAUGGGCCGUUCUGCUGCCUCAGUUAUUGUGAAAAAUGACCUGAAGAUAAUGGAGGUUAGCUUCGUGAAUGAUGCCCAGUUCAAGGCAGAGCCCUACAACCUGGAGCUGACUGGAACAGUGAUGGGAGCUUUCUCAGAGGAAGAGCUCAGACACACCUAUGAAAUCAAGUUUAUUGACAUGGUCCUGUCUGCAAAGUAUAACACCAACGGUAAACUCCUGGGAACUCAAAUGACGCAUACCACUGAUAUCGAGGUUGCUGGCCUGACCAUGAAGUUCAACAAUGUGGCUAACUUCAACUCCCCAUCUCUUCAUCUGGACAGCAAAGUUGCAACUGUGGCUGCACCCUUCACCCUGAACAUUGAUUCCAUUUUCAAUUCAAAUGGUGCAGUGAAUCUGUAUGGAAAGCAGAGUGGCGAAUUAUACAGCAAAUUCCUCCUGAGAGCACAACCCAUGUUUUUCACACAGUCAUUUGAGUACAGAGCUUCAACCACACAUGAACUAGAAGGCAGACCAACCAUUACAACAAAUAUGGACAACAAGUUCAGCAGCAUGCUGAACCUCCAAGAGCAAAGUGUCGCGCUGAAGGUGACAUCUAAAGUAAAUGAGCACGCCUUUGAACAGGAAAUGAGUGCCUACAACAAUGCAGAAAGAAUGGGUGUUGAAAUGGCAGGAGCAGUCUCCACUCUCCUCUUCAGUGAGUCCAGUCAAAAUUAUGCCAUCUCUGGAUUUGUGAAAUAUGACAAGAGCAGUGACAGUCACUCUCUCCAGAUCCCAUUUAUUGAGCAUCUGCCUGCAUUCAUUGAAAAGAUGAAGAGCACAGUGAUGGUACUGAUGGACAACAGCAUUGAGAUGCUAAAAGACAUCAACAACAGGUAUGAGAUCAGUGCCAAGUUCCAGCUCAAGGUGGCAGAACUAAAGGAGGCCAUUAACAACUUUGACUUCAACCUGUUUGUCCAAGACCUGAGAAAAUUCAUCAGCUCAAUGGAAAACUACAUCACCAACCUGACACCCAAGCUCCCAACUGAAAAAGUCAUGAACAUACUGAAAUCUAUCAAAGACACCAUAAUGGUUUGGAUGAAGAAACAUGACAUUGAGAACAAGUUCCAAGUGAUUUAUACCAAAAUUGAAGAGAUUCUCUCCAGCUUUGAAGUUGAAAAAAUGAUUGGAGCCUUCAUGGAUGAGAUUGUUAAAAUGAUGAAGCAGUAUCAGGUCAGAGAAAAGAUUCAGCGUGCAUUUGAUGCUCUCAGGUCAAUUGACAUUCAGCCUGUGAUGAAAAACAUAAUGGUACCUGUUCAGGAGCUGUUGAAUGAGCUAUAUGCCUUUGACUUCAAACAGCUAAUUGAUGACAUGAGUGACUAUUUCAUCAGAAUGAUCCAGAAAGUAAGGUCCUUUGAUUAUGACACCCUCACUAUGGAGCUGAAAGAGAAAGUGGCAGAAAUGAGCAAGAUCCCCUGUUUUGGAAAACUUUAUGGAGAGUUCAGAGUUAUUUCACCUCAUUAUAAACUCACAACCACUGCUGACCUGGAGAACACCACAACAAUUUCUGAUACACCAGAGUUCAAAAUGAACCUCAUCUCAAAGACUACAUCUACUUUGCGAAUCCUUGACUUCACUGUGGAAGCCAGUGCACAUUUAUCUGUGCCCAAGAUGAGUCAUGUGUCCAUCUCUGAGCUCAUCAAGGUUGAUCAGUCGUCUUUUGAACUUGACCAUAAGGGUCAAAUGACCUUCUAUGGUCUGACAGCUGAAGCUUCUGCUGAUACUAUUGCAGCAGCAAAAACUGAGCUCUACUCUGCAACCCUUGUUAACAAUGCAGUCUUCAACAUGGAAAAUGGAAUUUCAACCACCGUAGUCACUACGUACGUACAUGGCAUCAACAUGCCUGCCCUUAACAUCUUUAGUGAAAUGGAGAUUAAAGAAAAUGUAGUUUUCCUGCUUAAAGAUGGCUCCAUCCAACUGACCUUUAACAAUGUGGCCAGAGAAAAAUAUGCAAUUCGGGACUUCUCAGAUGAGGCACGCCACAAGAGCGACUUGUCAGUGGUCAUGGAUUUCCAUAAAGCCAAAAUGAGUUUCACUGGAACAACAGACAGCAAGUUUGUGAAAAUGAAUCAGAAUGUUGGUGCUGAAAUAUGCAUUUUCAGCCACGUAGUUGUUGAUGCCAAGGCUGAGACUGAAACACCUUUCAUUAAAAACAGCGUUGCAGAACUCAAGUUCGAGGCAAAGGUUGAAGACAUGAAAAUUGAUUUCUCUGCCUCUCACAGUGCACAGCUGGUUGGUCAGGUUGAAGGAACUCUCUCAAACUCAGCCCUUGCUCUGGUCACACCUAAUGAGCUUAAGCUUGAUACCAAGAACACAGCAAAUACCAAAAUUGCCCUUCCAUUAAAGCUGUCUGGAAAGAUAGAUCUCCAGAAUGACAUUGCUUUCACCGUGAACACCGAAGUGCAGCAGGCUAGUUGGACAGGUCUGGCUAGAUUCAACCAGUACAAAUACUCCCAUUACUUUGCUGUGGACAACAGAGAAACAGAAAUUAACCUGUAUUCCCAAAUCAAAGGAGAUGCCAAUCUUGAUGUAUUGAAGCAGCCUAUCACCAUUCCUGAAAUUACCUUGCCAUUUGUUGACAUGAAGACAACAAAAGUGGAGGACUACUCACUGUGGGAAGACACUGGUCUGGGCAAUCUACUAAUCACAACACAGCAAACAUUUGAUAUGAGCUCCAAGCUGAAGUACACUAAGAACCAUGAGUUGAUCGCCAUUAACAUCAAUAUGGAUCCAGUCAUCAAUGCGUUUAACACCAAUUUCAAGACACUGCACAAGAAAAUGAUGAAUGGCAAGGAUAAGGCUGCUGCCAUACUCGCUACAUCAUAUGACAAAGCAAAGGAAGAGUAUGAAAAAUAUAGCACUGAGUUGCCUAAAACUAUUACUGUCCCUGCCUAUAAGGUUCCCAUGAUGAACAUUGAGACAUCAACAUUCACAAUUCCCCUGCCUGACUUCACCCUCAUCACAAUGCCCACUCUGCGUGUGCCCUCUGCCCUGCGCAAGGUAACUCUUCCAAAAAUCACCCUGCCCAAAAUUCAGAGCAUCAAGAUCCCAGUUAUGGGUGAUAUGACCUAUGAGAUCUCCAUGAAGACACCAAUGAUCACUCUCAAGACUAACGCAAGCAUCCUAAAGCAGGACAGCAUCGCCAUCAAACUAGAUGCUUCUUCAACAUCUGAAUUUGAGAUCCUGAAUGGAAUGAUUGAGGGCAACACCAAUGUGAACGUGAUGGGUGGAUUUAAAAUGGCCUCUCUCCUCAAUGUGAAACAUUCAAUGCUAGAGGGACAUCAUGACAGCACCAUCUUCUUAACUACUGAAAAUGUAGCUAUCGCCAUCACAAACACAGCAAAGGUCAACAUUCUUGACCUGACCAUGGAAAUCUAUGAGGAGAUUACUGGAAAUCCAGAAGAAGGCCUUAUUGUCUCAGUUUCCAAUCCAUCUGCAGGACUCAUUGCAGUUCAGAUGCAGGCUAAGCGACCGGCACAAGUGAAAGCAAGACUCUAUGGUCGUUACCCGUCUGAGCCAUCCACAGACAUUGAUAUCUUGGGUCUGAAGAUGUCUGUGAUCAACUCUGAGAAGCUGAACCUUCAAACAACCUGGAAUAUGGAAAUACCAUACGAGAUGAUGCUCGGAGCGAAGAAACAGGUGCCUGCGGUCAUGGAAAUAGUGUCUGAAUCUGCUGUCAUAACAUACAAGGCGGUCAACAAACAAGUUAGAAGACUAGAAGGUUCCUUUGCACAGGCUAAAAAGCAGGGUAAUGUGAUGUUCAAGAGGGCUAUUAACAGUCUUGAAUCAGUAAAAUCUUGCAAGAUUGUGACCACUGUCACAGAUAAUACUGUUUUAAUCCUCGAAAACUACCAGAAGAAAGUUGAAAAGUUCCUUGAUGCUGUUGUUAAAUUUCUGAGAGAGACUAGGUUCCAGAUUCCUGGCUAUAAAGAGAAGCUGUCUGGGCUUGAGGUCUAUCAGAAAUGUACUGCUUUUGUUGCUGAUGUAUCUGAAGAAGCAAUCCAUAAGAUUCCAGAGUACCUUUCUUCCAUGUUUUCAACGGCACUUGAUUAUUUCCAAGCCACUGAAUUCACCUUCCCAGGUUCUAAUCGCAUCGUCAGUGGAAAGGAAAUUCUUGACGAUAUGUUGGUAGCUUUAAAGAAAAUCCAGGAUCAAGUGGUUGUUACUGUGAGAAAAUUUAGAGAUAUCCGGCUGGAGGACAUUGUAAAGAAAUUAUCAGCAAUCAUGCAGUUUACCAUCCAACAGAGUGAGAAGCUUCUCCAAACUCUGAAAUCCCAGAAUCUGGAGACACUUUCUGACUUUGUGAGUACUGCAUACAACGAUGCCAUGAACUCUCCUGUUCUGGCUGGCUUUAUCAAGCCGGUUGAAGAGGUCUGCAGAGUUGUAAUGGAAUAUCUAAAAGCUGUGACUGCUAAACUCCAAAAUAUUUUGGCUGACAUAUCUAGUAAACAACUCACAGCUGACAUCCAGUCCUGGAUUAAUUCAAUGGUGAAAGGCAUUAAUACUCUGCACAACAAUGCCAUUACAUCCCUGAAGGAAAAAAGCAAAAAUGUUGAAAAAUAUGUUAGAGUAAGUGACCAAAAAGUAGAGGUUGACAUCCCUUUGCCAUUUGUUGCCAAAUUCAACUAAGCAACCAUAGCUAACAAUGAUAUAGGAUAUAGUGUCUGUAUUGACUUUCUGUGUUUUGUAACCAAUGGUGUAAUAGUGAAUCUAUUUUCAUAACAGCAAACCAAACUGAGCAAUAAAAAUUAUGCCUGUAUAAUGUUUGUUCCUUUGUUUAUUAUUUCACAACAGACGCCCAGUGCUCCCUUUGUGUCUUGUACUAUUUAAAACAAAAGCCCUGUCUGGGUAUCAAUAAAUACAGUUUGUACUGCA